GUUCUAUGCCUCGUUUAAAGUAUUCAGGGUCUGAAAUAUCAACCAGUUCUUUGGGUAAUCUUUCUAGGACUUCCAGUGAGCAGGAUGUGAUACAAAUAGACUCUCUUCAAUGGAAAGAAGAUUGGCAACACUUGGAGAACUUGUGUCGUUCUUAUCAAGAACGUAUUGCUUCCUUGGAAGAUGAGAUUCAAGCACUAGUCACAGCUGAAACUUCACAGUCUUCUAUUUUGAGUCAAUAUAAAGCAAGAAAUGCGGAUUGGAAGGGGCGCGGUUGUAUGCAACGUGAACACAAACUCCCUCGCCUAUUGGAAGAAAGACUUUUCACUAUAGCCAUUCAUCUAUUUGAAGGUGAGGUCCUAAGACUACGGCAAGAACUUGAAAGGACUGUGCACCAUUUGGAACAAUUGCCUCAGACUGUGGAAGCAGCUGAUCGUUUGAUUACUCAAGAGUUGCAAAGGAUACGCUUAUUGGAUACAGUUAUGCCCACUUUUCAGUUUCCGGGAAAUGCAGUAGCCUUUGAAGCCAUUAUCAAAGGAUAUUCCACUGUUGAGGAUGUCGAAUAUGUCAAAGAGUUGUGUCUUAUUCUACAAACCGGAAACUGGGAACAACUGUUUACAAAGUUUUUUCGUGCAGUUGUUCUUUUUCGGGAUCAUCAGUCCAUCGAGUUGCAGAGAAGAGAUAGAGAGUUGGAUCCCAGUUGGUAUAAAGAACCUUGGUAUUAUACUUAUGUUCAAUAUUUUGGUACAAAAGACAACAAUCGAAGUACCUUUGAUGAUCUUAUCGAAAUGUUACCGUAUUUGGAAAGUUUAGGGUUUCGUAAUUUAUAUUUGUUACCACAUUAUGAGUCACCUCUUGCAGAUGGAGGUUACGAUGUGAGUUCUUAUCGAGCUAGAAAGAAUCUGGGUGGUCAGGAAGCUUAUUUAAGGUUUAUGAAAGUGGCAAUUUUGAAAGGUUUUCGAGUAGCUACGGAUGCAAUAUUGAAUCAUACUUCAGUUGAGCACAGUUGGUUUCGACGAGCUAGAAGAGGAGAUAAGAGAUAUCUUGAUUAUUACUUGAUAAGGAAUGGUAGAAAGAAGAUUGGAGAAGUGGAACGAAAUGGCGAUAUUAUUUGUCGUUAUGAGGAUCCUGAUAAGACCAUUAGUGAGAGAGUUUGUAUAUUUCCGGAUGUGGAUCGCACACAUGGCCUUUUAGUAACCCAAAACAAAGACACAGUUGUACAAUUUUAUCGAAGUUUUUAUCCUUUUCAAGUAGAUUUAGAUCUCCGAAAUGUUUCUGUGUUGGAUGAAAUAUUUCAUAUUUUAGGUGAAGAAGUCAAUCAAGGCAUAUUAGGAAAGAGAAUGGAUGCCAUACCUUAUUGGAUAAAGAAACCAGGAACAAGUGGGGAUUCUUUAAAGGAGACUCAUGUUUUACAUUCUCUUUUGAAGACUUAUUUAAAGCAUCUUUCAUCUCGAGUUGUUAUUAUUCCAGAAGUAGUGAAAAGUGCUUCAUCUGCUGCAUCGUUUAUUGGAAAAGAAAUGCAACUUUUGGGACAACCAUGUAGUUCAGAAGGUGACUUGUUAUUGGCUUUUGAAAUGCAGGCCCAAUUGCGAGAAAUGAAUUACUUACAAACUGUUGUUCCAUUUUGGAAACUAUUUUUUCAGUUGCCUCGAUUACCUUCCAAUGCAGAAUGGCUCAAUUUGUUAGAACAUCAUGAUGAAACCUAUCUUAGUUUCUUCUCAGAUCAAGUGAGACCUUUCAUAGCUUCCUAUAUUGAAGAACAUGGAGGUGUAGUUUAUAAGAAUCAAACGAGUGCUGGUUGCAGAUAUGCCGAUUGUUUGAAUCAUCAUGUUGAGAGAUUAGCAACAGCUAUUUUUACUCUUUAUAUGUGUCCAGGAGUUCCCUUAAUCUACUAUGGCUUAGAGAUUGGAUGGGGAAACAAUCCUUCACAUGCAACUUUUGCACAGCAUUGGCAACAAGAAAUAUUCAAGAAAUUUGAGUUGCAUAUGUCAGAAGAGAAAUGUUUUGAUCCGCGAGAGUUGCAAAGAGGUCCUAUUCCAAAGACUAAGUUUGAGGAAGCUAUGAAUGAGAAGAUCCCAACCAUUGAGUUGAUACGCCGAUUGAAUUAUUUGAGAAGGCAAAGGAAUAGCCUUUCAGCAACUGCUCAGAUACAUCCUGUUGAUUCCGGUCAUAUUUGUUUGUUCAGCAUGAUUCGAGUUGCCAUCGAUGAUGAGCCGUUGUUAUGUGUUGCCAAUCUUUCCAACAAUCAGAUGUGUUUGACUAUUCCUAAUUGGCAACUUAAGCAAUAUCUUUCAAUUGACGAAAUGACGCAUAUUGCUAUGACUGAUUUACUAACCGAACAAAACGUUGUCUUAAUCAAACAGAAGGAAGACCCUCAUUAUUUAUUAGACUUGCCUCCCUUUUCAAGAGCCAUUCUAAACAAGUACAUCAGAUGAAGCUGCAAGCCUAGAGGGAAUGAAAAGCUUAUUCUUCGAAGAUGAACAGCACAAGAAGAGUUCAAAACAUGGUUGGAAGUCUAAUUGAUUGUCAAAAGUAUAUAAGAUAGCUGUCAUUAUACUUUAAAUGAUAUUUGGAGAAUGGCAUUACUACUUGAAUAUGUCUUGCUUUUGUUUGAUAACCU
This is a messenger RNA of Galdieria sulphuraria, 2617 nucleotides long. Its product is annotated as maltose alpha-D-glucosyltransferase. The record is from RefSeq and is a predicted model, not a curated record. Lineage: Eukaryota; Rhodophyta; Bangiophyceae; Galdieriales; Galdieriaceae. Gene Ontology annotation, biological process: carbohydrate metabolic process. The transcript has 6 exons. The coding region runs from base 6 to 2432 and encodes 808 amino acids.